AUGACCCCAUCAAAAAGUCAUCAAUUUCAAGCUGCAUUUAACUGCAUCGAUAUUAUGAAUGCCCAGUUGUUAAGAAUUGAUGAAGAUGAAACUGUUGGAAGUAUUCGAGAUUUAAUACUUAGUUUAAGAAAUCCGCAAAAAAUUACAAAUACAAACAUUUUGAUGCAAUCUCUUGCUGGUGCUGAUGGUCCUGCAACUACUCACUUUUAUCAAAGUGAUUUAUCAUCAUUUUACGCUGGUAAUAAUAGCGAUGAUAAUGCUAAUAUUGGUGAUUACAAUGAAAAUAAUUGUAAUAGUAAUAGUAAUAAUGACAAUGAUGAACCGAAACCAUCAACUUCCGGGAAUUAUUAUAAUGGAUGCGCAAUAGAAUAUAAACCGUCCACUUCUGUAUUUGCAACAUUGUUAUCAGGAAAUUUAUUAUCGAGAAAUGAAGUAGUUCAAAUAUUUUCACGAUUUGGAAAAGUAAAAGAAGUAGAAUGGGCUCAUUUAAAUGGCAGCGAUGGAUAUAUUAUAGAGUUUAGUAAUGAAAAUGAAAAAGACAAUAUUAUUAAGAUUUGGGGAAGUAAGUUGACGAUGGAGGGAAGAAUACUGAAACUUUGGUGUCCCAAACAACCAUACUUAUUAUUUAAAAGCAAAUUGGAUGAUUUUAAUGACGAAGGCUGCAAUUUUUGUCCAUCAAAGGAAGACGAUAAACGGUUGUGUGGGUCAGGGAAUAUAUUGCAAAGUAAAGUGAACAAAAGUACUAGCAAUUAUCAGCAAAGUUGUAAUGAUAACAAAAGUAGCACCAACAUAACAAAUCUCAAUGAAUACAUGCCUUCCCCGGAACGUCCGAGAAAUCGACCAACUCCAGCAACCGCUCUUUUGUUGAAGCAAAUUUCUCAAAUUAAUAAUAAAUCUGAGAUUAAUCAUUUUUGCGAUAGAAUAUCUUGGAAUAACGGUAAAGAAAAGAAUCAAUUUCUAAAUUUACCAGCACCUUAUCAUUUAUUACCUGAUACACCUUACUUUCGUCGUGCACCAAUUGUACCACCACCAACAAGGAAUUUGUCGACAACUGAGCAAAUAUCCGUUCAACAACGUAUUAUCAAUCGUUAUUUGGCAAGUAUGAAAAUUGAUGACGAAAAUGGAUUUGAUGCUAUAGCAAAAUAUGAACAGCAAUGUUAUCAACAAUUAUCAACUACAACAUACUAUCCUUCAACGUUAUUAAUGCAGAAACAGCAAAUAUUACAAAAUUAUGGAGAUGGAUUUAGAGAUUCUGGCUUAAUUACGGCCAAUACAGCGAAGAAACUAGUGAGAGAAAUAAAGUCUGACUUACUUACGCCAAAUGAUUUAUUCGCUCCGCCGAAAACCGAUGACCGUACGAGAAUUUGUACUUAUUAUCAAAAUAAUUUUGAUAAUAAUUAUAUAACACUGCCUGCAACAUAA
This is a messenger RNA of Thelazia callipaeda (thelaziosis nematode), 1422 nucleotides long. The record is from the annotation of a GenBank genome assembly. NCBI's taxonomy places the organism in Eukaryota, Metazoa, Nematoda, Chromadorea, Rhabditida, Thelaziidae.